This is a messenger RNA of Stylophora pistillata, 3514 nucleotides long. RefSeq names its product BRCA1-associated RING domain protein 1. Gene Ontology annotation, biological process: protein K6-linked ubiquitination. NCBI's taxonomy places the organism in Eukaryota, Metazoa, Cnidaria, Anthozoa, Scleractinia, Pocilloporidae. Gene Ontology annotation, molecular function: protein binding; ubiquitin-protein transferase activity. The record is from RefSeq and is a predicted model, not a curated record. Gene Ontology annotation, cellular component: BRCA1-BARD1 complex; BRCA1-A complex.
ACAAAGUCAAGUAAAGACCCGGUCACUAAGCAAGAUGCAAAGCGCGCGAAGUUUGUAGGAAGACAGACGAAGAAUGGUAGCCUUUUGGAUUAUUGUGGAGGUUUGAUCUAGAUUUUUGAGAAAGAUUUGAGAGAUGAUUGGAUGGAAAAAUACGAGGAGUGCCUUAGAAAAGCUGGAAGAAUUGUUAACAUGCAAGGUUUGUGCCAAUCUUGUGUCUGAUCCUUGUUCUCUUGAAGCGUGUGAUCAAAUUUUCUGCCGUAAAUGUGUGGAAAAAUUGGUUGGAGCUGAUUCUAAAUGCCCAGAAUGUGGGGCAUUUGCCUGGGUGAAGGACUUGAAAACUAACCGUCAACUUGCCAACACUGUCAGUAUGUGUACAAAGAUAAGAAUGCUUGUUGAAUCCGAUGAUGAUCAGGGGAGUGGCAGUGGUGAUGAUGAUGAUGAUGAUAACAAUGUCAAAGGCAUCCCAGACAAACCAGAAACUAGAAUGAUUUGGGAGGAAACACAGUCAAUAUUUGAUCAAGAAACUGAUUCUUAUCAAUUCUCGUCACCUGACAUUGUCAUCCCUGUUAAGGCAAUGAACAAAUGUGAUGGUGCUGUGCAGGAAAUAUCAUGUAAUAACAAGAAAAAAUCUAAGGAACCUGCUCAGAUAAAGACUUACAGCAGGAAAACACGGAUGAUCACUGCAGCAAAAAGGGCUAGUAAUGGGGAAGAAAUUAUAAAACAAGGUCUUUGUAGGGAGCUUGGUGAUCAGGACAGUGGAAAUUUUGCUGCAAAUGAGAUCUUAGCAAGUGGACAAAGAACCAAAGAAAUUGUUCCCGCUUCAUCAUCAGGUAGUUCAAAAGGUGAAAAAAGGACACAAGCAAGGAAAAAAUGCUUUGGAAAACAUUUACAGAAAACAAGAUUAAUAAAGAAAACAUGUCCAGUUUUCACAGAAAAUGGUGAUCAUGAAAAUGAAGAACAGAAUGAUCACAUGUUUAUUGAAAUUUUUGACACUGUACAGUUCAAAGUUACAGAUGAUCACAAGGGCAGGGAUGUUGCAGAUGAAGAGAAACAUAAAGAGAACACAAAACUUUUUACAAGGCUAAGAUCAAAGGGGUCAGGUACUUCUGGUGGCUUGGUUAUGAUGCAAGAUAAUGGACCUUUACAUAAAGGGUUUCUUAAAGCAGUAGAAAGCACUCCAAGGACAAGGGCUCAAAAGAGGAACCUGAGGGGAACACCACAGAGGUCUUCACUUAAGACCCUACCACAGAAUAAGCCAGAGAAAGGCCUUACAAAUGAAAGAAUUAUCAGUGAACAGCUGCCUAUGAAAAAGAAAAAGACAGAGGCUACCAAGGAAACUCCUUUAAAGUCCCAAGGAAAUAGGAAAAGAAAAAUGUCAGAACAAAAUUUAUGCAGCCCAAAGAAUUCUACCCUCUGUCCUCCUGAAGUCAAGAGAAAUAAACGUGGGGAAACACCUCUUCAUGUGGCUGCCAUUAAGGGUUGUGUGGAAAAUGCGAGGAAGUUACUUGCAGAAGGUGCAGAUCCAAACACCAAAGACCAUGCUGGCUGGACUCCACUUCAUGAAGCCUGUAACCAUGGCUAUCUUACCAUCACUGAACUUCUGUUGGAUCAUGGUGCAAUGAUUAACACUCCUGGAGGGUUUGAUCAUGAUGCUCCACUGCAUGAUGCCGUCGCCAAUCAAAGAGUGCAAGUAGUGAGGCUGUUGAUCUCCAGAGGAGCUGCUCUUAAUGUCAGAAACAAACAGGGACUCCUUCCAAUAGACUAUGCAGCCACAAAAGAACUGGUGUCCAUUUUAUCAACAUCAACUUCUUACAAGGAAAUUGGCUCCUUAACGACAGUACCACUACUUCCAGAUGUGAAGGGUUUAUCAGAUUCCCAUAAGGUGUUACUUGCAACUGGUCUUAGCUCAGAACAAAAGGUAAAUAUACAAAAACGUGUAAGGACCCUCAAUGCAAGUCUUGUAAACGAAUUUUCUCUGUCUGUGACACACAUUGUGACGACAACUAACAACAAAGGAGUUUGUCCAAGGACACUGAAGUACUUGAAUGGUUUGUUAACUGGAAAAUGGAUUGUGAAGUAUCAAUGGAUUCUAGAAAGCUUGCAGCAAAAAAUCUGGGUAGCUGAAACACCUUUUGAGGUUAAGGGUACCAGCGAUGCUGCCACUGAUGCACCCAAAAGGGCUCGCAUUAAUUCCCUAAAGCAGCUUCCCAGUUUAUUUGAUGGAUGCCAGUUUUUCUUCAGCGGUGAAUUCGUUCCACCUCAUCCUUCAAAGGAGGAUCUAGUUCAGUUGGUCAAACAUGGUGGUGGCAGAAUCUUAUCUCGUGAACCGAAACCAGAUAUUGAUGGAUCUCUCUGUUUACCCAGAACUCCUGAAUCUAACAAGGCUCCUGUCACUUUGGCCCCUGUUGCUUACCAUGCAAAUCCAACCACUAAACACUACAGAUGCACUCAGUACAUCAUCUAUGAUUCACUAGCAGAAAAGAGGCCUCACAUCUGGGACACUGAGUCAGUUUGUAGCAUGCCCUCAACAUGGCUUAUGGAUUGUGCUUCAAACUUUCAAAUAUUGACUUUGGAGUGAGACUAAAUUGCUUUCCUAACACAGCAGAGGUCUGAUAAUUCUGCAGCUAUUGUGCAGAAUUCUCUUACCAAAUUUUGAUAGCCAGAGCUUCUUUCUAUUCAUAUGAGUAGAAUAUUCUUGUUCUUUACCACUACUCCCCUGUUACAACACCUUAAAAAAAAAAAAUUGGGUGGAAUGAUCUGAUCUGUGCCCAUAAGGUUUUCAAACACAUGACACUUUAUUAACCUUUUUUUUUUGUUUUUUAGAAAUGUGUGUUUAAUAUUUUCAAAUUUUGUAAAUGCAACCAUUUAAACAAUGUUAUUUGCCAGAGUUUUCACCCAAAAGCAUUUAAGUCUUAUCUAAGUAACCACUGAUGUGAAAAUGCGGCAUUAGGUGCAUUCUUAUAGAGCAAAUCUAAAUCUUUAAUUUUUGUUUUUGUCUUAGACCUCUAACCCCAGAAAGAGAAAAACAAGUAACUUGUAAUCACAAUUUCAUUACCUAUUCUACCAAACACAUGAUCAGAGAUUGCUAUUUCAUUUUCCAGAGAAUGUUAUCUUGAUGUAACAAUAAAUUCUUGUAGCUAUUUCACAGACAUGUAUAGAGAAAAGAAGGGAGAUUUACUGUGAUUUUAUCAGAUCUUAGGGGUUCAUCAUCAUCAUCAUCAUCAUCAUCAUCAUCAUGGUUACAGGGUUAAAAAAAUACAUUGUUGACUUAAAUGUUAACUUAAGACAAAAGUUUGGUAUUAAAUAUGGCCCCUUCAUGUACAGCCCUUACUUUCAUUCAUCAUUCCAACUGAGAAACUGUAAAACAAAUGUUAUCAAAAUUUUAAGAAGACAUCUCCAAGGUAAGAUACCAGUAUAUAUAUAUAUAUAUAUAUAUAUACCCUGUUAACAGUUACAAACAAUGUGUGGUUUAGUUAUCUUGUGAAAAAUACAUCUAAAAUAAAAUAUAUAUAUA